CUCGGAACCUCUGCCUCUCUUCAACAAUGAGAAAUUUCUCCAACACGCUCCCUAGGAUAUUCUGAACUCUUGGGAAUUGGAUAUUCUGAGGGGUUAAAGUCAAGAAAGGGGCUGGCUUUAGGAGGAAAUUGGGUCUUUUGUACAGGGAUGGGGCCAAAGCAGGUGAUAUCACAAUGGGCACUGCCCAUCCUGGAAAGGAAGCUGGGAGGGGUAGAAGCAGGAAAGCUGCAGGGUCCUCCAAAAGGGAGUCACAGCAGCUAGGGCCACCUUCCAGGCUGGAGGUGUGGGCUGGAGGUGAAAGGGUGGUCACUGAUGUCCAGCAGGAGUCAUUGAUAGGCAGAGUCCACUGCAGCAUCCCUGAGACCCCACCAUGUUCCUCUUCUCCCGGAAGACCAAGACCCCAAUCAGCACCUACAGUGACUCCUACAGGGCUCCGACCUCCAUCAAGGAGGUCUAUAAGGACCCACCUCUGUGGCCCUGGGAAGCCAACAAGUUUGUGACCCCAGGCCUGACUCAGAGUAUGCAUCGCCAUGUGGACCCUGAGGCCCUGCAGAAGAUGGCCAAAUGUGCUGCACAGGAGUAUACCCACAAGCAUUCCCUAUCAGGCCACCCCUACUUACCUGAGAGAUACUGGCUUUCUGAAGAUGAAGAGGACGAUUGCUGUACAAGCUACCUGGACAAUGACUGGUACAACCCAUGGAUGACAGGUCCACACAACAACUACUGGAACAAGUACACCACCUGUCUUCCCCCGCUGCCUAAGGAUGCCAGGGUGGAGACAGUAGUGAAAGGAAAAGAAAUGCCGCUGGAGUACCCUCCUAAGCCGGAGCGCCUCAACGCCUACGAGCGCGAGGUGGUGGUGAACAUGCUGAACUCGCUGUCCCGGAACCGGACGCUGCCACAGAUUGCGCCCCGCUGCGGGUGCAUGGACCGUCUGCGAGGCCGCCUGCCGUUCCAGGGAUACGGAAGCGCUUGCUGCGGCCGCCACUACUGUCUGCGCGGGAUGGACUGCUGCGGCACCGCGGAGCCCAGCGCAGAACGCCACCUGCGGCCUCUCUGCCCUGAGCUACCGACUGUAAGGGGGGUCUCAACCUGCGGUCCCCGGCCCGGAAUGCAAUGUGCUUUUACAACUCCCCUGCCAUCAUAUUACCCAUUUCCCAACCUUAGAUGGGACACAAGUCACUUUAAGAAGACUGGUGGUCCCCAGAGAAACAACUAUGUCGUUCAUCCUGAGUUUGUGUCUGAGACCUAUCCUGUCUACCAUUCCUGGUAAACCUUUGACCAGGCCAAGGGAAGAGGUGGAACAAUAAACUCUUCG
Molecule: messenger RNA, 1318 nt
Organism: Meriones unguiculatus (Mongolian gerbil)
Lineage: Eukaryota; Metazoa; Chordata; Mammalia; Rodentia; Muridae
Gene: Spmip6
Product: sperm microtubule inner protein 6
Exons: 7
Coding region: 371-1273 (300 amino acids)
Cellular component (GO): perinuclear region of cytoplasm; manchette
Molecular function (GO): alpha-tubulin binding
Source: RefSeq, a predicted model, not a curated record